Messenger RNA from Nezara viridula (southern green stink bug), 1639 nucleotides. NCBI's taxonomy places the organism in Eukaryota, Metazoa, Arthropoda, Insecta, Hemiptera, Pentatomidae. The record is from the annotation of a GenBank genome assembly.
CGGACUUCGAGUGACGUUUUUCAAUGAACGUUUUUUGGUGUUGCUAGGUCGAAAAAUAUUUGAUCCCUGCCUGUUAAUAAUUUGACAAUCUCAACCAGGGAAUACUUGAUAGAUGCAUAUGUCACUGAGAAGAACACUUGAAACAUCUCAAUGCAUAAUCAAACCGAUUACAACAUUGUUUGCCUCUUACACGGGUAAUUAUUUUUGUCACAGACACGUGGAAUGCAUUUUUACCUAAUUUACAAAUUCUAGUCCAUAUAAAAGACCCUUUCGCUGAUCUGACAAACCACACACAGCAAGAUGUUGUUCUUCAAAGCAGUUCUCGCUUGUGGAUUUGUCGCUGUAGUUCCGACUGUCAGUAACCAAGCUGUCCCCUCUACUUCUACAUCACCAAUAUGGAACUCCUCUCCAUCAGGAUCAGGCAAGAACAUACAAGACAGCUUCAAUUAUCCAACUAGAUGGGUCAGCUCUGCAGGUAACAAGAUCAUCAGUGAUGGAAUCCAAAGAGUAGCGGAUACCGGGAAAACGAUUGCCAAACCAGUUAUCAGCUUGGUAACCAUUCCUUUCAAGAUUGCAGGCGGUUUUCUCAAGGGCGUAACCAGUAUUGGUAAUAAUAACUAUGAAACAAUUCCUGGAAAGAAAUGGGUUGAGACCACGACAAAACCUUGGGCAGAUAAUUAUCACAAAACUGGAGAGACUGGUACCCACAAAGGAAGCGGCUACGGAAACGGUGGCUGGAAUUAUCCGAGCAGUUCAGGUCACCCUGGAACCAAAUUGCCGAGCAGACCAGACCAAACUGGAACCGGAUGGACGAACGGUCAACACAAGGGAACUGACGUGACUGGGAAUACAGUCGUAGCCAUCUUACCUCCGGCCACUUCUACUUCAGGUAUUGGUAAUAAUAACCAUGAAAUAAUUCCUGGAAAACAAUGGGUUCAGACCACGACAAAACCUUGGGCCGAUAAUUCUCACAAAACUGGAGAGACUGGUACCAACAAAGGAAGCGGCUACGGAAACGGUGGCUUGAAUUAUCCGAGCAAUUCAGGCAGCACUGGAACCAAAUUGCCGAGCAGUCCAGACCAAACUGGAACCGGAUGGACGAACGGUCAACAAAAGGGAACUGAUGUGGCUGGGAAUACAGUCGUAGCCAUCUUACCUCCGGCCACUUCCACUUCAGGUAUUGGUAAUAAUAACCAUGAAACAAUUCCUGAAAAGAAAUGGGUUGAGACCACGACAAAACCUUGGGCAGAUAAUUCUCACAAAACUGGAGAGACUGGUACCAACAAAGGAAGCGGCUACGGAAACGGUGGCUGGAAUUAUCCGAGCAGUUCAGGUCACCCUGGAACCAAAUUGCCGAGCAGUCCAGACCAAACUGGAACCGGAUGGACGAACGGUCAACAAAAGGGAACUGACGUGGCUGGGAAUACAGUCGUAGCCAUCUUACCUCCGGCCACUUCCACUUCAGGCAAGACUUCAAGCUCUGGUGAAGCGGCUUCAAUCGAUGAGAAUAAACAGAAAUCAGAUUAAGAUCCUGUUCUAGAACCGUCAAAAACACAAAGGCAUUUAACUUUGGAUUUGACCAUUAGUAAUAACAUAGAAAAAAUGUAUUUAACAUAAAACAUAUUUAGUAGUUCAAUAA